Molecule: messenger RNA, 3938 nt
Organism: Sycon ciliatum
Lineage: Eukaryota; Metazoa; Porifera; Calcarea; Leucosolenida; Sycettidae
Product: kelch-like protein diablo
Exons: 6
Coding region: 858-3014 (718 amino acids)
Molecular function (GO): protein binding
Source: RefSeq, a predicted model, not a curated record
UCAAAGACUGGCGCAUGGCCGCCUACAAUUAUUAAAUUUUGUAGAUCGAGCGCUGUUCCGCCAGCUUCUUGCAGCUGGCCUUGACCUGACUCGAUUACGCGUGUAGCCGUGUAGUGGCUGUUUCGUAAACUUUCGAAGCGAGCUGUGCAGGAGAUAUGCCAAAAGUUAGAAGGAAAAAUAAAAGAAACUGAAACGCGCGAUAGUCGCUUUCAUGGUUGGGCAUGUCAUGUCAGGCAAAUCGGCCGGCCGGGCAAGAUUACUGAAACUUACUUGUGCUGUAGCCUGCAGAGCCAGUGCGGCAGUGGUGGCCUUUGUUGCAGAGGUGCAAACCGACACGUGACCGGUGGUGGCUCGGCGAUUCCCGUCUGGAGACUCGACCUCUACUAGCGCUCUAGCGUUGGGUUUCACUGACAUCAACCAGUACCGCUAGCACGAUCAAUCGCAAAAGCGCACUGUGGCUGUGUACGUAGCUUGGUGACCGUGCCAGUGCAGUGGCGGUUGAGCCCGUCUAACGCUAUGUAGUCGUUGGGUAGUUUGGAACACACUCACUAGCCUGCCGCUCACACACGAACCGACACACACACACACACACACACACACACACACACACACACACACACACACACACACACACACACACACACACGCACACACACACACACACACACACACACACACACACACACACACACACACGCAUACACACACGCAUACACACACACACACACACACACACACACACACACACACACACACACACACAUGCUGGCGGCAACUCUCUUGCACCUCGCGAGCAGACCCGUUGACACUAAUACCGCAGGUCCCUCCGUCCGGGCCGGAGCGCUGAGCGACCAACAAUGUCUGCGCAAUCGACGGAAGACCAGGUAUCGGGCACAAGCACUUCAGGGAGUAUCUCUGGUGAGCAUCCCAUUCCGCAGCAGCAGGAACAGAAUAGGCCAGAGCUAAUGAACUGGCCAGCGCCAGUGGAGCGUGCGUCCAGUACACAUAGUGCAUCACAGGCUGCUCUGACACGUCACAGCAGCUCUACACUCGGCCACGACCGCAGCAGCGAGGGCGAGGACGAGGGCGAAGCGGCGGGAACGCUGGCGGAGUGGAUUGGCCCCGGCGCCGUAUCGGAGACGCGGUACGCGCACUCGCACGAGCUUGCGACGUCGCUGGACGGUUUCCGCGCACGCCACCAGCUGUGCGACGUACGCCUGGUGGCGGCCGGCGGGGGACAGUCGUUCGCGGCUCACCGCGUGGUGCUCUGCUGCGGAUCGCCGUACUUCAACGCCAUGUUCAUGGGGCAGUUACGCGAGGCAAGUCAGGACGUCGUGGAGUUGCCCGGAGUGUCCGCCAACUGUCUCCAGUCCCUGCUGGCUUAUCUGUACUCGGGUGAGAUCACCAUUGGCAACAACAACGUCCAGUUUCUGCUGCCGGCGGCCCGUCAGCUGCAGAUCUUGCCCGUCGUCGACAUGUGCUGCAGUUACCUGUCCGGCCAGCUGGACAGUCACAACUGCCUGGGUGUGCUGCGCUUUGCGCACACGUACGACUGCGCACUGCUGCGCACCCAGGCGGAGGCGUGCGCAUGCGAGAACUAUGCCUCGCUGAUGUCGCACUGUCGCCGCGACUUCAUGGAGUUGCCGUGGCAACUGUACCGUGACCUGCUGGCCAACAAUGAGGUGAACGCCGUGAGUGAAGAGAGCCUGCUUGUGGACAUCUUCCUGUGGCUGCGAGCGGACGCGGAGACGAGGCAAGCGUACCUCUGCGAGUUACUGGCCAAAGUCCGCCUGGCACUCCUGCCACCAGCCUGUCUAGUUCAGCUGGGCAUGGAGCCGGAAGUACGCCAGUGCGAGCGCUGUCGCGAUCUCGUCGACCAGGCUAAGAACUUUCUUCUGCUGCCGGAGACGAGGACGCGCACCGCUGUUGCCACGGCUGCGGCGGCUGCUGCUGCAUCAGCGGCGACAGCGGCCGCUGCUGGAUCUGUAUCUGCCCUGCAGACAUCCAGUACGGGUACCGGGGUAGUCGCUGGUGCAGCAGCCGUCGCUGGUGCCGGCGUUGUGGUCUUAAGCACCGAGCCUCGUCAACCGCGACACAACGCUGUGCUGUACUCGGUGGGCGGGUGGUGUGCGGGAGAGGCGCUGGCGGAAGCAGAGAGGUACGAUUGGCCGAAAGACGAGUGGUCCAGCAUAUGCAGCAUGUCCAAGAAGCGCUGUGGUGUGGGUCUGGCCGCCGUGGGUCGAUACCUGUAUGCCAUGGGAGGUCAUGAUGGCACACAUUACCUCAACAGUAUCGAGAGGUACAACCCAAAGGACGAUACAUGGCAGGCGUGUGUCGUGUCACCCAGCUGCGAGGUGCGCACCAGCGUUGGUAUCGGCGUCAUAGACAGCUGUAUAUACGCUGUUGGCGGACAGGAUGGAGUAAGCUGUCUAAACAUUGCCGAGCGGUACGACACGGAGACUGGCCAGUGGACUCGGCUGGCGCCGAUGAGAGAGAAACGUCUCGGCGUCGCCGUCGUCGUGCUCAACAAUCUCCUGUACGCGAUCGGCGGCGGAAACGGUGGCGUGUUGCCGCUGUGCUCGGCUGAAAGAUACGACCCGGUGGAGAACGUGUGGCAGAGCAUAGCGCCGAUGCUCACGCGCCGCAAGCACCACGGCGCGGCCGCGUUCAACAACCGUAUAUACGUCGCCGGCGGUCGCGACGAACACUCGGAGCUGAAAACCGUGGAAGUCUACACUCCCAUCAACAACAUGUGGUCGCAGGUGGUGCCAAUGCGUAGCUAUCGUAGUGGCGUGGGUCUGGCCGUUGUCGGCGCUCGUCUGUUUGCUGUCGGCGGCUUCAACGGCACGCUGUACCUGCGCACAGUGGAGCUGUACGAGCCCGACGCGGACAGAUGGACAGACGCGGGCGAGAUGAUCAACAGGCGUCUCGGCGGCGGCGUGGCCGUCAUCAACGCUGCGUACGCCUCGCUGCCGCCGUCGCCGCGCUUCCAGCCCAUGCCCGGCCUGUCGUAGAGAUUGCCAUGGCGACGGCGACUAGGGUACUACUGCCAUCGCCAGCAGCGGCAGCAGCAGUGAGGACGUUCCAGUGAGGAUUUCCGACUUUCAACCGACUGUUUGUGCUUCGGCACCCGCCAGCACUCUAUAGCCACUACCUGGGCCGCCAGCAGCAGCAGCAGCCACUACCUGGGCCGCCAGCAGCAGCAGCAGCCACUACCUGGGCCGCCAGCAGCAGCAGCCACUACCUGGGCCGCCAGCAGCAGCAGCAGCCACUACCUGGGCCGCCAGCAGCAGCAGCCACUACCUGGGCCGCCAGCAGCAGCAGCCACUACCUGGGCCGCCAGCAGCAGCAGCAGCCACUACCUGGCCCGCCAGCAGCAGCAGCCACUACCUGGGCCGCCAGCAGCAGCAGCAGCAGCACAGUGUGCACAAUCUCUCUUGUAUCAGACUCAUCGAGAAGCCGGGGCAAUUAGUAUUCACUCAUCUUCAUCUGGAGCAUAAUUAUAACUAUGUGUCUCUAUGUUCGGUCACUUAAUUCUUCGCCCACAAUGAUCCAGUCACUCUCCUCGCAUUCAUCCCCAAACUCCUGCCCCGAAUUUUAUCAAAAUCAAACGAAAUGCUUUAUCGGCAGCGACACUACGCCUGCCGAACAUGGCUUCCGCCAGACCGACCUAAAUUCAAAGGAAGUUCCAAGAAUAUUAUACCUGCGCUGGCACUUCAUAUUGUUCAAUGCUGCUGAUGAUAUAGUGGAUCACUUUCCACCACUUCAAGCGAACAAAUUUGUCUGUUUUGCCAGCUUUCAGGAUUACGAUAUUGACCAUAACUACGCGUGAAAUAUGCGUAUUAGCAUUUCCAUAUGUACAAAUUGCCACCUUCAUGGUUCCCCAUGUACUUGCUCCUCAACGUAUUCCUCUUUACAAUAUUCACGUGUGUUCCUGA